Messenger RNA from Olea europaea var. sylvestris, 1084 nucleotides. RefSeq lists its product as uncharacterized. The coding region runs from base 528 to 953 and encodes 141 amino acids. Lineage: Eukaryota; Viridiplantae; Streptophyta; Magnoliopsida; Lamiales; Oleaceae. The record is from RefSeq and is a predicted model, not a curated record. The transcript has 3 exons.
UGGUUGUGAUCCAUGUUUAAGUUGUUUGAUAAUUUCAGUAUUAGACAACAGUAAAAACAUAAAGUUACUGUGCAAAAUUAUGAGUAGCUCUCGUAUAUCCUUUUACCAUUUGCUACUUAACUUCACACAUUUUUCUUUCUUCUCUUCACUUUUGUGCAGUCCUUAUUUCUUCAACCUUUCGAUGGACAUGGAUAUCAAUCUCUUCAAAUCUCAAUCCAUCUGCUGAUAUUUUAUGAUCCGGGUCUUAAUAUUCUCAGUUUUCAAAACUUUUUAUCUCUCAAAAAAAUCAAGUCUUCACUUCUUUAUUUCCAUUAACUUUUUAAAUCGUUAAUGCAUAUGUAAAACCCAUCUUUUUGUUGGGAUUUUCAUUAGUUUCUUGAUUGAUUCAAUCAGACAUUUUUCCAUCAGAAAAGCAAACAGCAGUCAGCUUCAUUUGAAAGGGAUAAAGGUCUGGGUUUCCUGUUGUUGUUUCUGUGUUUUGCCAUUCUGAUUGAUUUAUUUGUUCUUUGAAUAGCUGACUUAAAAUAAUGGGAAGAAUAAGAGGAAAAGGGAAGAAACAGUCUAUAGUUGCCGCUGGAGACGAUGCUGUAACUGGAGAGGAUGAGAAGAUACCGAUAAGGAGAAGAGGAAGGCCACAGAAACCAUUGAAGGAUGAAAUUGAGGAGGGAGAAAAAUCUGAGAAGAUAGAAGAAGAAAAUGAUGAAGAUGAUAAUAACACAUUGAGUUCUGUACUGAUUAAAAGUUCAAAAAAUCAACCUGCCAAAGAGAACGGCAGGAAGAGAAAGAGGCCUUCACUGAUCAAGGACCAUGCUGAUUCGGUGAAAGAGGAAAAUGAUGUGGGGACUAAUGCUAACACUACUGACUUGGUCAAGUCCGUUGGGUUUAGGCAAAAUGGAAGCAGGAGGAAAAAUAAGCCUAGACGUGCUGCUGAAGUUGGGGUCGAGUGCAAAUGAAUUUUGUCUUGUAGAUUGAGGAUUGCAGCUUUGUCAGCUGAUAUGGGGCUUUCUGUAUUUCUUUUGUCUUAAGUUUGUAUUUUUGAUAAUGACUUUCAAGAAAUUCUUAUAUAUUAAUGUCUUUUGCUGGU